Pestalotiopsis fici W106-1 is the source of this 501-nucleotide messenger RNA. RefSeq lists its product as uncharacterized. The record is from RefSeq and is a predicted model, not a curated record. Bases 1 to 501 code for a protein of 166 amino acids. Gene Ontology annotation, molecular function: tRNA-specific adenosine-34 deaminase activity. Gene Ontology annotation, biological process: tRNA wobble adenosine to inosine editing. Lineage: Eukaryota; Fungi; Ascomycota; Sordariomycetes; Amphisphaeriales; Sporocadaceae. The transcript has a single exon.
AUGGCAGCUGAUACUCUUGACGCUCAAGAUUUCGGGCAUCUCCGACGGUGCAUCGCUCUGGCUGCCGAGGCUCUGGAGGCCGGUGACGCGCCCUUUGGAUCCGUCCUCGUCGACCAGGCCGGUGCUGUGCUCAAGGAAGAGCGCAACGAGAUCGCCACAAAGAACGACGCAACUAGGCACCCGGAAUUUGAGCUCGCCCGAUGGGCUGCAGCGCAUCUGACGCCCGCUCAACGCACUACGGCCACCGUCUACACCUCGGGAGAGCACUGUCCCAUGUGCUCGGCAGCCCAUGCAUGGGUGGGACUCGGGCGCAUCGUCUAUGUUGCUUCGGCGGCACAGCUCGGCGAGUGGCAGCGGUCGUGGGGAGUGCCAUCAUCCGGCGUCGCGUACUUGCCUGUGCAGCAAGUGGCUCCCGGCAUCAAGGUGGUUGGGCCGGUGCCGAAACUCGAGCAGCAAAUCAAGGCUCUUCAUGAGCAAAGUGCCGCUUUAUCAAGGCAGUGA